Syzygium oleosum is the source of this 991-nucleotide messenger RNA. RefSeq lists its product as uncharacterized. NCBI's taxonomy places the organism in Eukaryota, Viridiplantae, Streptophyta, Magnoliopsida, Myrtales, Myrtaceae. Bases 270 to 770 code for a protein of 166 amino acids. The transcript is spliced from 3 exons. The record is from RefSeq and is a predicted model, not a curated record.
ACUUUUCUGUUUUCUUUUCGGUUCACCCGAACAAACUUUUGGUUUGGAAACAUUCUUACUCCACCUAGAGACACCUCCGAAUGGCACUCCACGCGUCCUUCCCUCCGGCUGCUCGCACCUUCUCAUCGCUGCACGUAGCUUCUUCGCCGUCUUUUCGGCGAAACAAGGCUUCCCCCCAUAUAAUCUGCAUCACCAUAUGAUCAUCGUCAUCCCCGUCGCCAGUUCCAAAUCGAUCUGCAUCAAACCCAAAAGAUCACUCUCGACAUCCUAUGGCGAGCGACGAGUUCAGGCUGGUGUCUCCGCCGAUCGACCGGGAGGGGAAGCUGCCAAGGAAGUACACCGACAACGGCCAAGGCGCUCUCAAGAGCGUGUCUCCGCCGCUCGAGUGGUACAACGUGCCGGAGGGGACACGGAGCCUCGCCCUCGUGGUGCAGGACAUCGACGCCCCCGACCCGAGCAGCCCGAUCGUGCCGUGGACGUGCUGGGUGGUGGCCAACAUCCCGCCGCACCUGAAGGGCCUCCCCGAGGGCUUCUCGGGCAAGGGGGAGGAGCUCCGCGGCGACCACGCCGAGAUCCAGGAAGGCAACAACGACCACAAGGUGCCGGGCUGGCGAGGGCCGAAGCUCCCGUCCCACGGGCAUCGCUUCGAGUUCAAGCUCUACGCCUUGGACGAGAAGCUUAACCUAGGCCACAAGGUGACCAAAGAGAAGCUGCUGGAGGCGAUCGAAGGGCAUGUUCUUGGAGAGGCCUUGCUGGUUGCUAAAUUCUGAGGUUGGAUGUCACAAUUCUUGUUAUGUACUCCUAGCAAAUUGAAUAAUAGAGUUGAUCCAUUAAGAAAAGCUAUGUAAAAGGGUCAUAGUGCAAGUUCACUAAUCCAAGGUAAAAGUGAGAGAGCCCACUUCCCUUUGUUCAAUUCUCUUCCCUUCCUCUUCACUGGGUGGUGCCUUCAGACUCUAGCCUUUCACGGAGAAGGGCAACUUUUAAGGUUUCA